GUGUGGAACCCAAGGGUGAACAAAGAAAGGAUAGCUCCUUCCGCUGUUGACGUCCUACGAACUACGAAUGAGAAUUUGGAUGGAUUUUUUCAGUUGCCAAUUCCCGGGCACUCAGAUUUGCUUCCCGACUUGAUGACAGGCCUGGACAGAGGUCUUCAGCACUACAUAACCAAGGCAAAAACUGGCUGUGGGACACGGAAUACCUUUGUCCCCAGUAUGCCAGCGUUAACCAGGUGUACAAUAGGAUCAAAGAAAUCAAAGAAGAAAGACAAGUCACAAGGCACUCAAAGGAAGAAAUCUCAGGUUGGAACGAUGAAUGGGGACAGCUCCUUUGGAAUACCACAGCUAUGUGUCCGUAUUAAUACUUUGCUGCACAUCUGGGCAGAAUUGGAUGUCUUGGAGAAUCGGAUAGUAACUCAUCUAAGGAAUUGUGCAUCUGCUCAUGCAGAUGAUUUUGCAAACGGGUUGGGGAAGAAGUUUGACUUGGCAGCAGCUGCUUGUCGGGAAGGAAUCCAACAACUUUCUGAGGCAACAGCUUUCAAAAUCAUCUUCCAUGAUUUAAGCCAUGUUCUAUGGGAUGGUUUAUAUGUUGGGGAGCCAGCAACUUCACGAAUUGAACCUCUGCUUACAGAGCUCGAUCAGAACUUAGGAAUCAUAGCAGAAACAGUUCAUAACAGAGUCCGUACCCUUGUGAUUACUGAGGUCAUGAAAGCUUCAUUUGAUGGAUUCUUGUUGGUGCUUUUAGCUGGCGGCCCGUCACGUUCUUUCUCCCAGCAAGAUGCUCAAAUAAUAGAUGACGAUUUCAAAUCACUAAGAGAUCUGUUCCGGUCCAAUGGAGAUGGGUUGCCAUUUGAUUUGAUAGAGAAGUCCUCAAAAACUGUUGAGGAUGUCCUCCUCCUUUUCCGUGCAAAUACCCAAGGCCUCAUUGAAAAUUUCAGGGUCAGGACCUUGGAUACCUAUGGUCUUGCCAAAUCCAGGCUCCCAUUACCUCCAACUUCAGGGCAGUGGAAUCAAGAUGAACCAAAUACACUCCUACGUGUUUUGUGUUACCGAAAUGAUGAAGCAGCUACAAAGUUCCUUAAGAAGACCUACAAUUUGCCGAAGAAACUGUAACUAUGAGGUGUGACCUUGGCAAAAAUGCUUCUAUGAGAUUGUUCGGGUAGCAAGUUCCUGUAGUGUUUGCUCUGGCUGUAGAGGGUUGAUCUUUUUCUGAAGCGAAAUACCUUUCUUGUAUAGUGUAUUUGUGGAUGGGUCUCGUCGAUAGGAGACUUGAUUGUUUAUUUAGCCCUACCUGUUAUACUGUUAGUUGAGAUCUGCUACUAGUUGACUUCAUGGCAUCAGUGAAUUGUGAAGAUAUCAGAGGGUUGGAGAUGGAUACUUGGGGGCUGAUGUUUGAGGUUCAGGGUGGGUUAGUAUUAUUAUCAUUGGGGAUAAUAUUCAUUGUCAUUCUUUAACACCAUAAUUAGAUAUGUAGUAUUGGAUCUCUGAUUUCUAUAAACAAAAUCAUUUGUGGAGAG
Molecule: messenger RNA, 1517 nt
Organism: Telopea speciosissima
Lineage: Eukaryota; Viridiplantae; Streptophyta; Magnoliopsida; Proteales; Proteaceae
Product: protein unc-13 homolog
Exons: 2
Source: RefSeq, a predicted model, not a curated record